AUGACUCGUUUCGUCACUCAAGGAUUGCCACAGGGGGAUGUUUGCUCGCCAACGUUGUUCAAUGUAUACACUACGGUACUACAUACCAUCAAAGUUGAAGGUGUGGUACUCGUACAGUACGCCGACGACUUCGCUAUCAUCAUUGAAGGCGGUAGCAGAGAGCAAGUCGCAGCCAGAGGACAGAUUUUUCUAAACGAGUUCAAGCGUAAAACAGAAGAACUGAACCUUACCAUGAAUCCGCAGAAAACAAAGGUGAUGCUAUUCAAAAACAGCCCUAAAGAGUUGGAGAUUCGUAUCGAUGGAAAUAAACUGGAAAACGUUCGGAUUCACAGGUACCUGGGAUUGAUCGUCGACAGGUCACUUGGGUAUGGUGCUCAUCUGAGGGAUCUUGUUCAACGGUUAGCAGAGCGGCAAAACAUGAUUAGAGUCAUCAGCGGAACUAAAUACGGAGCACACCCACAAACACUGGGCAUGGCAUACAACGCACUAUUCAGAAGUUGCAUGGACUACGCUUCAACUAUCUACGGUUCGGCUUGUAAAUCAAAUCUUGGAAAGAUUGAUGUUCUGAACAACCAGUGUCUUCGAAAAGUUACCGGAUGCACAAAGACAACCCCGAUCAACACUUUGUAUGCAAUCGCAGGACAGCUUCCGCUAGAGUUCCGACGUUUGCUAAAUGUUGGAAAGCAAUUAGCCAAACAUUACCACCGAAAUUCAGUCGUGAAACAACAGCUUGACUCGGCAAUGGAGCAGGAUCAGAAUCGCGAGAAAGACCGAUGCAGUUUUAUUGAACGGGUUGCCCUGGAUCAUGCGACGAUACUGCAAGCCACAUCCACUUCGCUCGUUUGUAAGAAUCAGUGGGAAGAUGUAACAAUUGAGACAGAGCUACCAGACGGUCCAUGGAGGAAGAAAACUACAAGCGAACGGGUAUUGAAACAACUAACCUUGUCACUGAUUCAUGGUAAAUACAACAGCCGGCGUAUCAUCUAUACGGAUGCCUCAAAAAACUGGAACUACUGUGGAAUUGGCGUUUAUGACUCGACAACGAAUUUCCGAAUCAGUCUGAAACUUGAGCGUAACGUGUGCAUAAUGUCUGCUGAAUUGGAGGCUAUCUGGGUGGCCCUCCAAUAUAUUUGUGAAUAUGGAAUCACCAACGCCGUUAUCAUGUCUGACUCGAAGUCGGGCCUGGAGUUUAUCAAGUCAAACGUUCAGGAUCACUACAGAGACGAAAUAGUAGAAAGGCUGCUGACCAUGGCGUCGAAGACCCAAACGACUCUGCAAUGGGUUCCGGGUCACAUAGGCGCAGCCGGGAACGAAGCAGCUGACCAGUUGGCGAAAGCAGCUUUGGAAGUACAGGAGCAACAAUAUAUCUGCGACAACAAGGUUUUCGUUCAUGAUGUGGAGAAUUACUUUCGUCGGGUGGCAGUGGAAGACGCACAGCAAUGGUACCUCGAAUAUGCAGCAAUAGAUGGGAAAGGCCGCAAGUUUUUCCAACUCCAGAAUACGAUACCGUCUAAACCCUGGUACACUGGGAAACAGCUCACGAACUCGGAAACUCGCACGCUCAAUCGCCUCCUCUCAGGUCACGAUUACUCUGCUUAUUGGCUAGCUAAAAUGAAACUUCAAUCAAACGGCGUUUGCGAAACUUGCAGCGUCGUAGAGAAUGCAGAGCACAUAAUUUUCUCCUGCACAAAAUACGCACAGUCUAGAGCCAAAUACGGUCUGAGUAACUAUGGUAAUAUUUACCAAGUUUUCUCCGAAAACAACAACCUACACUGA
Aedes albopictus (Asian tiger mosquito) is the source of this 1776-nucleotide messenger RNA. RefSeq lists its product as uncharacterized. Gene Ontology annotation, molecular function: RNA-DNA hybrid ribonuclease activity; nucleic acid binding. The transcript has a single exon. NCBI's taxonomy places the organism in Eukaryota, Metazoa, Arthropoda, Insecta, Diptera, Culicidae. The coding region runs from base 1 to 1776 and encodes 591 amino acids. The record is from RefSeq and is a predicted model, not a curated record.